GCGUAGGAACCAGGCAGCUGCUGUUCACAAAACAUGUUGCUAUCGCAAGUCCAACGACGUCCAGCAAAUGUUAAUAUAUUCCACACGUAGUAAUCUAGGCAUCGUUGACAUUUCCUAAAUUUAGUGUUUGUACAUGUCGUAGUUACUACGGUAAAUUGUCAAAUUAGCUGCCUUAAAGCUUGCUAGUUUGCGAGCUAAUCUCUCAAGUGAGUAGCUAGUCAACGUUAGCUAGCAAUCGUAAAUAGCUGUCUAACUAGCUAUUUUCUAUUAUAGCAAGUUCGUUAGCUAUCUUGACUAACCACUGGUUUAAACGGACCAAGGGAAGACAAAGGUCGGCUACGGACAGAACAUCUGCUUGAAAGAAUGGCGGGAGACGCCACUGGCAUCUCUGAAUUGGAUCAAGAGAAGUACGAUGCGGACGAACAACUCAAGAUCAUCUGCCUUGGAGACAGUGCAGUUGGUAAAUCCAAGUUGAUGGAGAGAUUUCUCAUGGAUGGAUAUCGUCCACACCAGCUGUCAACCUAUGCCCUAACUCUGUACAAGUACACCACCACUAUUGAUGGGAAAACUAUAUUAGUGGAUUUCUGGGACACUGCAGGUCAGGAGAGGUUCCAGAGCAUGCACCCGUCCUACUAUCAUAAAGCACACGCAUGCAUCAUGGUGUUCGACGUCCAGAGAAAGAUCACGUAUAAGAAUCUGAGUACUUGGUACAAUGAACUGAGAGAGUACCGACCAGAGAUCCCCUGUGUGGUGGUAGCCAACAAAAUAGAUGCCGAUGUGAAGGUGACCCAAAGGAGCUUUAACUUUGCCAAGAAGCAGGGACUUUCUCACUACUUUGUGUCUGCUGCUGAUGGGACCAAUGUAGUGAAGAUGUUCCGUGAAACCAUCAAGAUGGCACUGCAGUACAAGCAGAACUCUCGGGACUUCAUGGAUGAAGUGAUGAGAGAACUAGAGAACUUUGAGCUGGAGCCGAAGAAGGAGAAGACUUCCGAAGCCGUGGAAGAAGGCCUGAACACAGAGAGCCCCGAGUCUGUGUGACACCAAGUCCCACUGCAACAGAUCUUCACCUUUAUAGACACAUCCUUCCCAUGUCUCACUGGGGCUGGUACUGUGGGUACCAGCCCCAGUGAGCUGUCAUCAAGCUGAGGUUGUGGACAUUUUGUUCCAGUGCUGCAGCCUGUGGAGCCCGAUGCCCUGGUUCUCUGGGACACUAUGGACCAAUCGUACUGAAGUCAUUCCUAAAUUAUGAACGUAUCUUUUUUAUUUUAUGUUGUCAACACCUUAUUCUUCGCAUAUGUCCUUUUUGACUUAGUGGUGGUGGUGGGUCCAACCUGUCACUCACAGUGAGCAGGGUUUAGUACAGGCUGUUUUAAACACGCACUGAGCUGCCUGUCUAAUAAUAGUCUUGUGCUGAUGUAAUCCAGGGCCUGCCUCACCCUGGGCUGCAUUCAGCCACCCUGCAGCAUAGUCCUCCCUCCCCCCUGAGCUGGCCCCAUUACCAUCUUCUCUCCAUCCACCCCAUCCACCCAGGAGGGCUGGUGGGAGGGAGACGAGGCCAUUGUGUGGGUUCAGCCCUCAAUGUUCCGUCUAAACACUUGACUGUUUUCUUCCGCGUGUGAACUAGGUACAUUAUUUAAGAGGACACUAGAAUGAUUCUGUUUUUAUCGUAAAGCGUGAUGCCCACACACAAGGCGUGUGCCUGAGAGCAAAGUGAAACCUGUGAAUGUGAACCGUCUCUUUGCUCCUCCUUUGGAUCUCAUCGGCUUUUUGCACUGUGGGCUGUCCUCUGUGUGCAGUGACAGUUAGGGAACAUGUACUGGCUGCUAUGGUUGCUCUAUGCCCUGCACUGUAAACCCGGAGCUUUGUCGUGUAGUGUAUUUGAAUUAAACAGCAAAGGUACCAUGUAACCAUGUGAUUGUCUUAGAGGUUGUGUUGGUGUAUUUUGAGUGUGUCUGACUGGUAACUUCUUAAAGCCAACUUGGUGAAAACAAUCCAGAUGACUUUAAUGAGAGAGAGACAAUGGGAGAGACAGCGAGCGCGUGCGAUCCGUCUAUUGGCACUGCUCAUUACCCUCUGCUGCUUGGUUGGAUAUAAGGAAGUUUGACUUUUCUUGUUCAUUAAAGUUCUGUCUGAAGUUAUCUGGCAAUACUGGAAGCAUCAGCAUGGGUUGUUCACACAUUUUAUUCUUUUAAUGAUGCCUACGCGUUAAAUAAAGAGUCACGCAUCAAAAUAAUUAUCUCAUAAUGACAGUUACACUGUAUAUGUGUAUCAUGUUUCACUGUGUACAA
Messenger RNA from Hypomesus transpacificus, 2288 nucleotides. It is a transcript of the gene rabl2, whose product is annotated as RAB, member of RAS oncogene family-like 2. NCBI's taxonomy places the organism in Eukaryota, Metazoa, Chordata, Actinopteri, Osmeriformes, Osmeridae. Gene Ontology annotation, cellular component: endosome; Golgi apparatus. Gene Ontology annotation, molecular function: GTP binding; GTPase activity. The transcript is spliced from 8 exons. Bases 364 to 1038 code for a protein of 224 amino acids. The record is from RefSeq and is a predicted model, not a curated record.